Plasmodium relictum is the source of this 1707-nucleotide messenger RNA. Its product is annotated as conserved Plasmodium protein, unknown function. The coding region runs from base 1 to 1707 and encodes 568 amino acids. Lineage: Eukaryota; Apicomplexa; Aconoidasida; Haemosporida; Plasmodiidae. The transcript has 7 exons. The record is from RefSeq and is a predicted model, not a curated record.
AUGUAUUUUAAAAAUCUGAAUAUAAUUCUUUUAUAUUUUAUUCUAUUUGAAAAAUUAAAAUCAAUUUGUCUUAUAAAAAAUAAACAAUUUUUUAUUAAUAAUAUUAAAAAUAAUAAAUCAUUAUUAACUCGAUCAAAACAAAAAAAAAUAAAUAUAAAAACAAAAUUUACCAUUAUCUCCUUUAGGAAAAUAAAUAAAACUCUUUUUCUUUUUGAUAAGUUAAAAAAUUGUAUAUUUUUUUAUAGAUAUUUAAAAAAUAGUAAAGAUGAAAGAUUUUUUGAAGAUGUCAUAUUAAAUAUGAAUGAUUUAAUGAAAAUCAAACAACUUUCUAAUAAUAAAAAAAAUAAAGAAUUAGAAAAAGAAUCUAUAAAAAAGCUUUUAAUACAUGCAAUAUUUUCAAGAGUGAAUUUUAAGAUUAUAAAUAGCCUAUCUUACCUUAUCAAACAUUUUGAAAUAGACAAAGAACUAAUAGGUUCAAUAUUUAAUGAAAUAAGUGAAAAAGUAAAAGAAAAAAAGUUUGCAGAAAAUUUUUUAACUUUGCAUUUUUUUCUUUUAAAAGAUGAAGAUAUACAAAUUUUUUCUAUUAUUAACAUAAUAGAUUUUUUCAAAACUAAGCAAAAUGCAUUAGAAACAAUACAAAGAAUAAAAAGUAGAAUAUAUGAAGAAUGUGUAAAUGAUAUUAUAAGAAAAAAAAUAGAAAGGUACAACCUUUUUUGUGAGAGAAAAAAAAUAAAAUUUAAUCUAAUUGAUGCUAUGAAGAAAGUUGAAUUAAAUUUAAAAGAUGAUUUAUAUUUUAAUUAUGAUGAUGAUUUAUUAAAAAUUUUUGAAAAAAAAAUAAAUAUAGAAAAAAUGAAAAGAAAUGAUUCACUCCGAGAAAAAUUAAAUAUUCCACUUGAAGAAAAAAUAGAUGAAAACUUAGAUAUUCCUGAUGAUGAAAAUUUAAAAGAAUUAAAAGAAACAUACGAAGAAUUACAAAAUUUUAAAGAUUCUAUAUUUCAAUUUAUUGAAGAAGAUCAAGAUUUUUUUUAUUAUGACGAUCAAACUAACAUAAAUAAAGAAACUAAUAAAAAGUUUAAUGAAGAAGAAGAAUUAAAAAUGCAAAAGAGCAUAGAUGAUUACAUACAUAAGUAUACUAAAGAUUUUAACAAGUCAAUAGAGCAAUUCAAAAAUGACUUUAUUGAACAAGCAGAUUUAAACUUUAAAAACUUUGUUAACAAUUUAAAACUUGAUGAUAUAGAAAAAAAAAGAAAAGGAAUAAAUUUUUCUAACAGUGAAAUAACUAACUUUGAAUUAAAAAAACUGAAUAAAAGUGAUGAGGAUUUAAAAAUAACUAAUGAUUUAAUUUAUGAAAGAUUAAGAAUAAAACUAAUUUAUUAUAUACAGAAAAUAGAAUAUAUCAAAUUUAAAUAUCAAUAUGAAAUUAUUAAUGAGAAAUUCCCAAUAAAUAAAAACGAAAAAACAGUUCUAGAUAUUUUGAAAUAUGGUUAUAAAAUUGUUGUAUGCCCAGAAGUUGAUAAUUCUAUAUUUCAGAAAGAACAAAUAAAAGAAACAAAUACAUCUAAUAAAACAAAUGAUAUUUUAUCAAUCCAAAAAAAAAAGUAUUUUGAUUUCAAAUGUCAUGAAUGUGAAUACUAUAUUUUUAAUACAAAUGAUAAAGAAUCUACAGAAAAAAUUAAAGUAUGUCCACAGUGCAAUACAAAAAUUUAA